UUGCACCACACACUACAGUAAUAGUAAAGGAUUAACUGUUCGUCGGAUAAAGACAAAGUAAACAAACCAUACCAUGAUGGCGACAGAGACAGCCGCUCCUAUGGAGCAACAACAGUAUGACGAAGGAGAAAUGGAACAAGAAGAAGUGAGUUCUCGAGCUACGAUUGUAAUGUCGAUGAUUGAAACAUUGGAUCCCAACGUUUGAAGCUUGUCGGCACGCAAUUUCACGACAAACUUAUUCCGCUCAACKAACAUUCUAYCGYGAUCAAACCKUGGUGCUUUUCGAAUCUUACAACAAAUGUUUCCAAUUUUUUGUUCCUGCCUCGAAGUCUGCCACUACCUACCAACCGAUCGAUCUCCUCGCAGAACACGGAAUUGCMACAAAUGACAUUCAAAAGCUUCAAAAUGCCGGGUAUUACACGAUCGAAUCGGUGAGUCCGUUGCCAUAGACAAAGGAAUGACUGCGAACURUGUUCCAGAUUCGUGGGUAAUGACCGUAUGAAAACUGUAAGUGUGCGCUGUCCCUCACCGAUAUUCCUGCCAUUUGUGCAUACCGUACGGCACAUCGUUCCUCGCGUUUUGUUCUAUUAUUCUUCCAUCUUUCAUCAACGUUGCUCCCAAUCCAAAAGAUUGCCCAUGCCACUACCCGUCGACUCUCGGACGUCAAGGGAAUUUCGGAAGCCAAGGUUCUCAAAUUGAAAGACAUCGUGAAACAAAUGGUAUCUAUGGAAUUCAAAACUGCGGCGGAUGCCUUGGAAGACCGACAGACAAUAGCCAUGCUCACGACAGGAGCCGUCGAAAUAGACAAAUUACUGGAAGGAGGAAUCGAGACCGGAUCGAUUACCGAAGUCUUUGGCGAGUUCCGAACCGGAAAGACCCAGCURUGCCACACCCUAUGUGUGACAUGCCAGAUGCCGGUCUCGGACGGCGGGGCGGAAGGAAAAGCCAUAUAUAUUGAUACUGAGGGGUCCUUUCGACCCGAGCGCCUCCGGGCCAUUGCCGAACGAUUUGGCCUCGAUCCGGCCGUAGUCUUGGAAAACGUGGCCUGCGCUCGGGCACACAACUCGGAACACCAAAUGGAACUCCUCAAGGUUGCCGCGGCCAUCAUGUCGCAGGACCGAUACGCGCUAUUGGUGGUGGAUUCCGCCACGGCUUUGUUUCGAACAGAUUAUACGGGCCGCGGAGAACUGUCCGAGCGGCAGAUGCAAAUGGGACAGUUUCUCCGGCAAUUGACGCGAUUGGCAGAGGAAUUCGGAGUAGCCGUCUUUAUCACCAACCAGGUCGUUGCCAAUCCCGACGGAAUGAGUUUUGCCAAAGAUGCCACRAAGCCAAUUGGGGGAAACAUCAUUGCGCACGCCUCAACCACGAGGCUGCGUUUGCGAAAGGGACGAGGCGAGAAUCGGAUAAUGUCGGUCUACGAUAGCCCCAGCCUGCCGGAGGCCGAUUGCCAGUUUGCCCUCUCGAACGCCGGAGUUUGCGAUGCCACGGAUUGAGCAUAUAGAUUUUGGAAUAUUACGCCUUCCCAUAGAGAAAAGCGAUGUGAAAAAAAUGCAUCUUUCGUUACAUCUUCACCUUUMAAAGUUUGUGGUUUGUACGGUGCUGUAAUUGGUAGAUCUACGAWUCAGUUCAGAAGAGAUAGCAAUGAAUCCUUGCUGGCACUUGAAUCAAUGAAAAAAAAUCACUGUAGAAAUUUUAUUUCUGACCCUAAAUCCGUCGGUAUUGCAUUACUACAGACAGAAGWACUCAGUAGUGUUGUGACAAAUUGUCGGAAGGAAUAUAAUUUAAAACUUUUU
Messenger RNA from Pseudo-nitzschia multistriata, 1793 nucleotides. The record is from the annotation of a GenBank genome assembly. Lineage: Eukaryota; Bacillariophyta; Bacillariophyceae; Bacillariales; Bacillariaceae.